CGUGAGCCUCCAAGUUUUCAGCCCGUCCCGGUGAUACCGAUCAGUGAGUCCGUGGUCGGGUUCACGCGAGGAGCAUCCAGCAGCUCAGCCGCGCGCGCACGCACGCACGCACGCAGCGGAGGCUCGAGGAGCGGGUGUGAGCGUGCGGACGCUGCAGUCCGGAGGUCCCGGAGCUCAGGCCGGAGCGGGCGCGCUCCCUCCGCGUGCCCGCCGCACCGAGCAGCCUCAGCGCCGCAAGCCGGCCACAGCGCACCGCAGGGCGGACGGACAUGCUGCCGGGGGCCGCCUCGCGCCGCGGCCGCGCGGAGCUGUGAGCGCGCUCUCGGCGCCGUUACCGGGGAUGGUGUCGGGCUGCGGAGCGGAGACGGCGGGGUCAAAGUUCGGCGGCUGCUCCUCGCGCACGCACGCACGCACACACGCGGGGCCGGAGUUCCAGUAAGAGCCCCGCGCACGCGCAGCCGCUCUCAUAAACGCAGCGCAGCUCGCGGGCGGCGGACGGAGGACGGACAUGUACUCUCCGCUGUGCCUCACGCAGGAUGAAUUCCAUCCUUUUAUUGAAGCACUGCUGCCCCACGUCCGGGCCUUCGCAUACACAUGGUUCAACCUUCAGGCCCGUAAGAGGAAGUACUUCAAGAAGCACGAGAAGCGCAUGUCCAAGGAGGAGGAGCGCGCCGUGAAGGACGAGCUGCUCAGUGAGAAGCCCGAAGUCAAACAGAAGUGGGCGUCUCGCCUCCUGGCCAAGUUGCGCAAGGACAUCCGGCCCGAGUUCAGGGAGGACUUUGUGCUGACGGUGACGGGGAAGAAGGCGCCGUGCUGCGUGCUGUCCAACCCCGACCAGAAGGGCAAGAUGAGGAGGAUCGACUGCCUGCGCCAGGCGGACAAAGUGUGGCGGCUGGACCUGGUCAUGGUGAUUUUAUUCAAAGGGAUUCCCCUCGAAAGUACUGACGGGGAGAGGCUGGUAAAGUCUCCUCAGUGUUCGAACCCCAGCCUGUGCGUGCAGCCGCAUCACAUUGGAGUUUCAGUCAAGGAGCUGGAUCUCUACCUGGCCUACUUCGUGCAUGCAGAAUCCGGCCAAUCAGAAAGCCCGAAUCAGGCCAGCGAAUCAGACAUCAAGGAGCAGCCGGAGAACGGUCACCUGGGCUUCCAGGACAGCUUCGUGACACCUGGAGUUUUCACGGUGGCCGAGCUCGUCCGAGUGUCUCAGACGCCCAUCGCAGCCGGCACCGGGCCAAACUUCUCGCUGGCCGACCUCGACAGCUCCUCCUACUACAGCAUGAGCCCAGGAGCCAUGAGGAGACCACUGCCCAGUACCUCCUCCUCCAGCUCUGCCAAGAGGAUAAAGUGCAUGGAGGAGGACGUGGACAGCCCGGGGGAGGAGUCCUACUACCCAAGCCAGGGUCGGUCUCCAGGCAGCGGCAGCCAGGCCAGCAGCUGGCACGACGUGGAGCCAGCUGGAUAUAAGCUGCGUGGCUCUCUAGCUAGCUCUUUCAUCUCCCGACAAGCGAGCCCCCACGCUCCCCCUUCCAGCCUCCACUUCUCCUCCUCCCCCAUCCUGCAGCAGCCUGGCUCCUACUUCUCCCACCCAGCCAUCAGGUAUCACCCGCAGGAGACGCUCAAGGAGUUCGUCCAGCUGGUCUGUCCUGACUCCGCCCAGCAGGCCGGACAGGUGGGCUUCCUCAACCCUAAUGGUAGCUCCCAGGGAAAGGUCCACAACCCUUUCCUGCCGACGCCCAUGCUGCCUCCCCCACCGCCUCCUCCGAUGGCCCGUCCCGUCCCACUGCCUGUUGACGCCAAGCCGCCCUCCACCUCCUCCACUGAGGGAGGAGGAAACUCACCCACCUCACCCACCUACUCCACCCCCACCACGUCUCCAGCUCAGCGGUUCGUCAGCGUCGGACCUCGGGACCCCGGCUUUAACAUCCCUCAGCAACCACAGUGGUACCUGGGAUAAGGACUCCAGAGGCCCCUCCGCCCACCUGUACGACAGAUCGCUGCAGUCUCCUCUCCGACCUUUCACCUUUGAUGCCAGCUGUGACAGAAAGCCCAGUCUAACCUAUCCCUACUACUUUCCUGUUCCGCCUCCACCAGCACCACACACAGGCUCAGCAGCAUCAGCAUGGCUACAGCGGAUCAAACGCUCCGUGACCCCCUGCAAACUGUAUAUCACAGACAUCCGUGCAAACGUAUGGUUCACACCUCAGUGUCCAUAUACAGUGCCAGACCCACCCCCCCACCCCAAAUCCAACCAGGUUGAUAAGUACGUGGGCGACCUGAGCCUACAAUCUUUGGGAAAGACUGAGUCACAGAGCUUCUGACGACACAUAUGCUCUCCCAUCAUCCUUUGCAGCGGGUGCAUCCGUGGACUUACAGUCAUACGAAACCCUCCCCACACUCAUCACCUGCCCCCCCGUCUGGAGUCCGAUGGUUUGGGGGUUCGUGAAGUUGGGAUGUGGCACAGUUGGUACGAGGGGCCACCAACAUCGCCACCACCUGAGCCUUCACGGACUUCCUGGGAUGGACUUCACGCCCCUCGGUUGCUGGCAGGUCAGGGAGGGGGAAGUUGGAAGGCUCUUUGAAAGGACAUGGACCUGGAUGGAUGUGGAGGUGUGACAGGCGCAAACAGACGCCCCCACCUGUUUCACAGAAAUAACAAGAACUUCAUGUGGAGGGGGGGGGCUGUGACGGGCGACUGGGUGGAGGGUGGGUAUAAUCGUGGGGUUUUAGGGUUUAGGGUUUUCUUUAUGUGAAGUGUUGCGACCAGAUGCUGGUGGAUCCGAGUUUGUUCCUCUUGGAUGCUUUUUGGCUUCACGGCUCAUUGAUUUUUCUCUUUUCGCCACCAUUUCAGCCUCCUCGUCCUCCACCAUCCACCCAUGGGGGUGAAGCUACAGCAUGCUAAGAGUGGGCCGAAAACUCUGGUGUCCGAAUCGAGGCAGGCAGAUAGGAGAGAGAAGAGCAACUCAAACUUUACCAGUGAAAUAUUGAUCAUGAGGAAAGUGCAAUUUUGUUGGCUAGCUGUUGGAUAGUUAAAUAUCUUUGUAAGAUAGCUCGUUGAAAACAGUUGAUGAAAAGUAUAUAUAAAUAUAUAUUUUUCUUCCUAGUCCGCUCACACCUCUGGGACUCUAAAAUAGCGGGGUAAAAAAGACAACCACACAGCGCUGAAGUCGAAACCACAGCCGGGUGAGAAAUAAGGCGAGCUGUAUUCACUUUUAUCGUUUCUUCUUUGUCGUUUGUUCAUCGUGUGAAGCUGUUAGAUGGUAGAAUGAGAAUCCCUUUAACAAAUAUCAUUUUAAACAAUCAGUCUUUUAAAGCAGCUGAAGUCUGCGCUUCAUUUUGUUUGAGGAGGGAAAAAAACGCCAAGCGGUUAACUUAUUUUAAUGAGCACAUCGUUUUACUUUCGAUCCGAAUUUAAUGAAAUCUGGAGAAAAAGUACCAUGUGAGUUUAAGCUGAAAAUAAUCGCGUGGUUUAAUCUUUUAACGGGUGCCGCCCAGUAAGGGCCAGCCCUGCAAUUGGCUGGGUCUCCUAGAGGUCGUGCCCAGCCAAAAGCACUUAUUCCCGCAGUUGGCCAAUAGGCUGUGAGUUUGUAAUCAGGGGUUUUGGUUUAGCUAUGAAGAGGUAGAGCAGAGGGUAACUCUCUGGAAGCUUUCGUCCACAAACAGACGGCCGACAGCGCUUCACGUGCAACUCAGCAUUUUAUCGAUCUUCAGUUUUGUUUUUCCUUUCCUAUACUAUAUAUAUAACACAGACACACACACACACACAAACACACACACCACACACAAACACACACACACACACACACACACACACACACACCAGCGUUGAACAAAAGUGAAUUUAAGUGAAAAAGUUAUUUAAAAAAAGAACAAAAAAAUGCAUGUUCUAGUGUUAGUGACAGAUUUUUCCAUAGAUGAUGUAGUUAGUGAGAAAAGACACUAUAUUGUAAACCCAACAUCCGGCACUUGCCAGCAGCCGUCUAUUAGUUUCCUCUUGCUGUCCUUCACAAACAACCAGCUCUCUUCGCUUCUCGUCAUCUCUCCAUCCUUUUUAUUUUUCCUUCCUUCCUUUUCCUGCCACAACAGAUCAGUUCUGCUUCGGUUUCGAGACGUUCAUUCUUCCGUUUGAUCUCAGAUUGCACGGAAACACGUGUUCCUCAUCGAUGUGCCUUGAGCUUCAAUUCAGUCCUGAGAGGUUUCAUGAGAUCUGGCGUGGAGAGUCGUGAUUGGUUGUUUCUUUCCUUUAGUUUUCCUCCAUACCCGAGAUGUCGUAGAAGGCAUUGAAGCUGAGGAGGAACCCUUUGUAUUACGAGCUCUCGGGCCUGCGUGGCGUUCUGCCCCGCCCUCCAACACCUGCAGACCCGAGCAGAUGAAAUCUACACCAGCUACUAUCAGCUCCACGUGCUAACAGCUAAAAGCACGCUGAAGUUUGGUGGAAUGAGCACCCAGUCCGAGGUCAUGUGACGUGAUGAUGUCUGGUUUGAACAAAGGGAAGUGAGCAGCACGGUUUGAGCCAACAGUUCUGCAGCUAAAAGUAGGUUUCAGGAAGUGCAGAGGUCAAAGUUCAGGGUCUCUGCUUUAGCAGUUUGGUCUUAGUUUUACAGCUGAAAGUGUUCAGCCAACAGUUUCAUGAUGGCAGACUUUUCAGUAAGUGAGCCGACCACAUCACCUAAUGAACAAAACGUCAUCCAGGUCUUGGUGGUCUUACGCACUUCACCUGAAGGCAGCUGGACUUCUUCUUAAGGUUCCUCACCUCACUGAGAGGCUUCCUCCAUCCUAAAAGUUAAUGUGGAGUCCUGGUAUUUCUCUCAGGACCUCCUCCAAGAUGACAACCGGAGACUCCCUGUUUCUAGAAUGGAGGAAGUGUCUCCUUUAGAAGUAGGCUGAGGAGUUCACUCCUCCUGCUCCUCCACAUCAAAAGGAGGCAGCCGGGGUGUCAGGCACGGCUCACCUCAGAGAUUACAUAUCUCGGCUGUCCUGGGAACCAGCACCGCCGCUGUCCUUGGAGGUGGCAGAGGCAAGGGAAGUCUGGGCCCGGCCCCAGAUAACCUGCAGAAAAAGUCGAGCAGCUUUAAUGAUAAAUGUUAACAGAGCAGCAUAUUUGUUCGCCAUGAGCAAAACAAAAUGUGAACGAAUUAACACACCGACAGGUUUUAAAUAUCACUCUGGGUCACCACACCUGAAUCAAAUGAUAAGUUCAUUACCAGGCCUCUGGUGGUAAUUUAGCCAUUUAAAUCAGCUGUGUUGGAUCAAGGAGACAUCUAAAACCUGCAGGAAACCGGCCCUAUUUUAAAGCCUGGUUAGGACACUUUUGGUCCGAUGCUUUCCAGACCAGCUUGUUACAGGUGUUUAGAUGGUCACAUGAUUCUCUGAGAGUCUGCUACGCCUGGUGUGAGUAGGCUGUCACUGCAGGUGUGCUCAUUGCACUGACCUUCACGCUCGUGUUGAAGGGGCAGACUGCUCUCCUGCGAUGACUUGCGUCUGUUGCUGCGAUCUCUGAACAGCAAAAAAACGUUUCUUUCACGUCUUCCUGUUUCCAUUUUCAGUCCGUCAGUUCUUCUACUUUUGUUCCCACAUUUGAAUAACAAGGACAUAAAAUAUGCAAUACCUGCUUGCACUCAGACUUACGUAGUCUUCUGUUUCGUCUGUUUUGUGUUUGUUUUUUUCUUUCAACCAAAGUUAGCGUGCAUGUGACUUCUGUCAUGCUCCAUGGUCAGUCCCUGAAAAUGGUGAAGCCCCGCGGCGCCGCUCAGGGUGAUUUACUCCCUUCCUUCCUUCCUUCCUUCCUUCCUUCCUUCCAGACAACCACAGUCUGACAUCCGGGUCUCUCUUUCCCAAAUCCUUUUUAUUUGAUUCCUUUAGUUGCCUCCGACAAGUCCAACUUCUCGUCCAUCGUUCGGAAACGUUUCCGACGCCACUGCCCGCCUGCUGUGACGGCGCCCGCGGUUGUGACGGUCGAGUGGUUUCUCUUGCGGGUGCCGUGUUUCUUCCUCGUGUUUGUUCUGUCUCUGUUCUUGCCUACCCUUUAGCCAUGAGUUGGGCAUUAAUUAUCUGCACUAAAUAUGAAAUAAAUAGUGAAAA
This is a messenger RNA of Haplochromis burtoni (Burton's mouthbrooder), 6075 nucleotides long. RefSeq names its product nuclear factor I/A (gene nfia). Gene Ontology annotation, biological process: regulation of transcription by RNA polymerase II. Gene Ontology annotation, molecular function: RNA polymerase II cis-regulatory region sequence-specific DNA binding; DNA-binding transcription factor activity, RNA polymerase II-specific. Bases 509 to 1951 code for a protein of 480 amino acids. The record is from RefSeq and is a predicted model, not a curated record. Lineage: Eukaryota; Metazoa; Chordata; Actinopteri; Cichliformes; Cichlidae. The transcript has 11 exons. Gene Ontology annotation, cellular component: nucleus.